Molecule: messenger RNA, 894 nt
Organism: Ruditapes philippinarum (Manila clam)
Lineage: Eukaryota; Metazoa; Mollusca; Bivalvia; Venerida; Veneridae
Product: cell adhesion molecule DSCAML1-like
Exons: 3
Coding region: 88-894 (268 amino acids)
Biological process (GO): cell-cell adhesion
Molecular function (GO): protein binding
Source: RefSeq, a predicted model, not a curated record
GAGAACAACAUCUAAACAGUUAAAUGUGAACCUAAAGGAAGGCCUACAGAUUACCAUUUCUCGUUGCUUGUACAUAAAUGGGGAGAUAUGGUUAUAUCUAAAGUACUUAAUUCAACCAAUGGUGUCAUAGAAGUACAAAAUGUUCAACUUCAAGAUAGUGGUACUUAUAUUUGUGUUGCAAAUAAUGGCAUCCUAGACAGGAAACAGAAGCUUGAUCAAAGUGGAAACAACACUGUUAAUGUUAAAGUGUCACCUAAGAUACUUUUAAAGGUAGAUGACAGGAAAUUCUUCGGGAAACUGGGAUUUGCGGCCAAUAUUACAGCACCAUUUUACAGUAACCCACCACCUCAAACUCUACAAUUCAAAUUCCAAAAUGGCACUGUGAUAACAAAUUCUAACAAAUAUACAGUGUCAUUCUUUAAAGGUAUCGUCAAGGAUACAUUUUAUGGAAAAGAAGUGGAGCUAGACAGUCACUUUGCUCAGCUUCAAAUAAAGAAUGAGGAAGAAUCAGAUUUUGUUAACUACACUUUGAUCAUUGAUAACGGGAUUGGAUCUUUUAAAUCAUGGAUUUUGGAACAUGUCUAUGAAAAUACACCGAACGUACCUAGAAAUGUCUCACUUACAAAGGAACUGAGUACUGAUAAUUCCUUAACUGUGCAGUGGAAUCCUGGUAACGAUAAUGGACAUAAACAGACUUUUAUAUUAAAGUAUAGAAAAGUAUCAGACAUGGUUUGGAGUGUCAUUUCCAUCUUAGACAUGGGUUAUUUGAUUAACUAUACCAUUUCCGGUUUAACAAGCGGAACCUAUUACGAGAUUAUUUUGUAUGCUUCGAACACGGUUGGAAAUUCUAAAGAAUCUCACCUAAUCGGAAAAACGACAGGUUUGCUUUUCUAA